Haplochromis burtoni (Burton's mouthbrooder) is the source of this 2733-nucleotide messenger RNA. RefSeq names its product P2Y purinoceptor 13. Gene Ontology annotation, biological process: G protein-coupled receptor signaling pathway; negative regulation of adenylate cyclase activity. The transcript is spliced from 3 exons. Lineage: Eukaryota; Metazoa; Chordata; Actinopteri; Cichliformes; Cichlidae. Bases 1194 to 2264 code for a protein of 356 amino acids. Gene Ontology annotation, molecular function: G protein-coupled purinergic nucleotide receptor activity. The record is from RefSeq and is a predicted model, not a curated record. Gene Ontology annotation, cellular component: membrane.
GGAGCGAAGAGCUGUAGGGUGCAAGAGGUCUGCAAAUAAGUCUGUGGCUGUGGUGUUCGCCUCUUAACAGCUACUAAGUCUGACGCAAGCUAGCGGAGGCAGAGGGACUGGCACGGAGUAGAGCAAGCCUCUCAGCAGACAAUUGGAACAGGAAGCAAGGAAGGAAAGGGUCUUUCACCCGGAGGAAGACUGGCAAACUCAUUGGGAUUGUGACAAGACAGCCACACAUUAGCUCCAGGGACCACCCAUUGUAAGAGCAUCAAACACACACACACAAAAACACUUAAAAAGAGAGAGUCAGAAGGGGAGGAAAUACCAAGAAAGACAUAAAGAUUCAAGACUCAAGCCAGAACCAGUAUUCCUGGACUGAUUAAAGAACUAAAAUAACAGCAGGAGGUUUUCAGUUUUAUUUAUUUUUUUAUUUUCCUUCAUUAUUUCCUGUGGCUAAGAAGAAAAAAGAGGAAUUUGCUAUUUCACUUCUUCCUUUUUAUGAAACAUUGUAUUUUCCGUUGCAUUUUGUCAUUAUUCUUCUCAUGCCCCACCUAAACAGACGAUAAAGACACAAAAAGAAGGUAAGACUCAAUUACUGGCUUGUCAUGUACAUCUUGCAGAUAAAUUACUUUGUGAAACUGGGCACAAAUACAUAAUUUGCCUAACAAUGUAACUUGCAGAAAAUCUAAUUAACAUUUGAGUGCACACUAAACCAGACAAAGGUUUGAAAGCAGUGUGUAUUAGUUGCCAUAGUCCAUGUGUAUAACCUCAGUGCUAUUCUUCAGAGCAAAAAGAAGAGAGGACAUAGGGAAUAUAGAAUGAACAGAAGCUCAGACUGUGCAUUUAAAGUAUAUAUUAAGUCUGUAUCUACAUGACUACAACAAACUAAGUAUUGGUAUUUUUAAGUAGAGGGUAGGAAGCAGCUGUAACAUUCAAAAUGAUCUGAUAAUUCCUGUUGUCAAUUUUUUUGUAACUCUUGUCAUAUAAAUGAAUAAACAUCUGUCAUAUAAGUAAUUAUAAUAAUAAAGUACUUCAGCUACAUUUUCUUAGGGACUUUUGUGAGAUAGACACAAUAAUGCUAUAAUUAUCUCAUAUUAAUUGUAGAAACAGCAUAUUACAGUGUUUUUAUCAUUUCUUAUGAUGUCUCUGUCAUCUUUUUUUUCACUCUCUCACCCUGUCAAAAGCCAACUAAGGAUCACAGUAUGAACAACACCCUGUCCAACACCACCUCCUUCAAGUGUGUUCGGGAUACCAGCAUAACAGCUGUGGUUUUCCCCUGCCUAUACAGUGUCCUCUUCAUAGUUGCUCUGAUACUAAACUCCCUCGCUGCAUGGAUUUUCUUCAGUAUCCGAAGCACUUCAACAUUUCUGGUCUUCCUAAAAAAUGUGGUGGUGGCUGACUUGCUCAUGACUCUGACCAUCCCUCUGAAAAUCUUAACGGAUGCAGGUGUGGGUUCCUGGCAGCUACGCGCCUUCCACUGCAGAUACUCUGCGGUGCUCUUCUACAUCACCAUGUACAUCAGCAUCCUCUUGCUGGGUCUCAUUAGCUUGGACCGUUACCUGAAGAUUGUCAGGCCCUUUGGGAAGUGUGCCCUUCAGCGGGUCCGUGUUGGUCAGAUACUAAGUGUAGCUGUUUGGGUGGUAAUGCUAUCAUUAGCGUUACCCAACGUUAUUCUAAGUGACAAGCCGCCACGGCCGUCUGGAACCAGACUGAAGUGCACGUCCAUGAAGAGCCCGGCUGGCUUGCUGUGGCAUGAAGGUUUCAACUACUUCUGUCAGGUUAUUUUUUGGGGGACGCUUGCUUUGAUGGUAGUCUGCUACACAUUCAUCAGCAAGAAGGUUUAUGAGUCAUACAAAGCCUCAAAGAGUAGAUCUCGGGGUGCCAGUCGCAAAACCAAAGCGAAAGUCUUCGUUGUAGUGGGUGUGUUUUUCAUCUGCUUUGCACCAUUUCACUUCGUCCGGGUUCCCUAUACCCUCACCCAAACACGGAGCGCAACAAGUGACUGCAAGGCUCAGAAUGCCGUCUACUUUGCCAAGGAAACCACCCUGUGGCUUUCAGCAACAAAUGUAUGCCUAGACCCGCUUAUCUACGUGUUUCUAUGCAAGGUGUUCAGGAGAAGACUGACUGCUGCACUCUGUAUUAAGUCUCUCCAAAAAGGUUUUGACUCAGCCACAUCAACGCAACCUGAGAUCUCACAGAUAGCCUACAGUAAAAGGCUGUCACACAACGGCACGUCAGAAGCCAGUGAACAGUGCACUCUGGGACACAAUUAAUAACACCCUGGAAGAAUGUUUAUUUUGUAUAUAGUAAUUCUUCCUAAUAAGAUGGUUGUAAAAAAAAAAAAAAAAAAACCAUGUAAAAACGAAUGCAAGUUUAUAAAAAACUGAUGAGUAGACAAUGUGUCAAAGAAGGAAAGCCAAAAAGUCUCUGUGAGCUACAACUACUGCUUUUCAUACAGUACUAACCAAGUUUCUUUGUUUUUUUUGCUAAGUCAUCCAUCACAUUUCCUUGCUUGCACUUGCUGUCAUUUACACUUCCUCCUUUCUAAUCUUACAUAAACUGCACUUUCCCUUUGCAAAAACCUUGACGUGGUGAAGAUCUUGACAGCACAAAUUUUCCAAGGAUUAGUAACAAGGGACUGAAUAAUCAUUGAAAAGAAGAAUAAUAGACUUUAACAAACUCUGCUUCCAGUAAUUAAAAUGUUACUAUCAGUUUAAUAAAAAUUAUAUUUUUCAUUCUGCA